Kockovaella imperatae is the source of this 630-nucleotide messenger RNA. RefSeq lists its product as hypothetical. The record is from RefSeq and is a predicted model, not a curated record. The transcript has 2 exons. NCBI's taxonomy places the organism in Eukaryota, Fungi, Basidiomycota, Tremellomycetes, Tremellales, Cuniculitremaceae. Bases 1 to 630 code for a protein of 209 amino acids.
AUGACCACAAUCACCCUGUUCAACUAUGGAGCUAUUGACCGAGCGCCUCACGCCGAGCUGGUGACAGAUGAACUCCUCGAGGCGACAGAACGGACUCUCAAGAUUACGCUGCCAUCCGUGAAGACUGGCGCUCAUCACCUGGAAAAGACUGUUCAUCUGACUACUGAUCGGUCAGACGAGGGUAUACGAUUGACCGAGUUGAUCUCUUCAGACCUUGACCACGCAGUGUACCCUGCUGUGCUUCAGCAAAGCUUGACAACGCGCGGUGCAUAUGUUGUACGAUCUGUGGACAAGCACUGCGGGCUCAUCCCAGACUUCACACAGAGCGGUCGAAUCUUGACCGACGGGACCACACAAGAAGAGCCUUUCUGGGCUGAUCUGACAGCUCUAAUAGACACGAUCGGAGGUGAAGGUUAUGAAUUCCAGCUCGCAGCUAUCACUGCAAAUCGGGACAAGCUUUUCGAAGACGAGACAGACAUCACUUUCGCCUACGAAGCGGUUCCCCUCGCCGAGAUCCUGCCUUCGGACCAACAGCAGGCCAUUGUCAUGCUUUACCCCGAUCCGUUGAUUCGAAGGAGGAGUGUACCAUCAUCACCCGUCAGAGCAGAUCGGAUGGGCCGGCCACGAUAG